This is a messenger RNA of Pongo pygmaeus (Bornean orangutan), 1744 nucleotides long. RefSeq names its product family with sequence similarity 220 member A (gene FAM220A). The transcript has a single exon. Bases 1 to 780 code for a protein of 259 amino acids. Gene Ontology annotation, cellular component: nucleus. Gene Ontology annotation, molecular function: STAT family protein binding. Lineage: Eukaryota; Metazoa; Chordata; Mammalia; Primates; Hominidae. The record is from RefSeq and is a predicted model, not a curated record. Gene Ontology annotation, biological process: negative regulation of transcription by RNA polymerase II; protein dephosphorylation.
AUGAGGGACAGAAGAGGGCCCCUCGGCACCUGCCUGGCACAAGUACAGCAGGCCGGAGGAGGUGACUCGGACAAACUAUCAUACAGCCUUAAGAAAAGAAUGCCGGAGGGCCCUUGGCCUGCAGAUGCACCCUCCUGGAUGAAUAAGCCUGUGGUUGAUGGAAAUUCACAAAGUGAGGCAUUAUCACUGGAAAUGAGAAAGGAUCUGAGUGGGGCUGGCCUCUGGCUUCACAGUGGCGGCCCAGUGCUUCCAUAUGUGAGAGAAUCAGUAAGAAGAAAUCCAGCCUCAGCAGCCACUCCGAGCACAGCUGUGGGUUUGUUCCCUGCUCCAACAGAGUGUUUCGCUCAGGUGUCCUGCAGUGGUGUUGAAGCUCUGGGGCGGUGGGACUGGCUGGGGGGAGGGCCCAGGGCCACCGACGACCACAGAGGACAGUGCCCCAAAGGAGAGUCUCGGAUGUCACGACUGCCACGCCAUCAAAAACUGCUGGAAAUGGGAAGUUUUCAGGAUGACCCACCAAGUGCUUUUCCCAAGGGUCUGGGCUCUGAGUUGGAACCCUCUUGCCUGCACUCUGUCCUGUCUGCAACACUGCACGCGUAUCCCGAAGUGCUCCUGAGCGAUGAGACAAAAUGCAUUUUCCUUGACCGUUUAAAGCCCAUGUUUUCAAAGCAAACAAUAGAAUUCAAGAAGAUGCUUAAAAGCACCUCAGAUGGUCUGCAGAUAACACUGGGGUUACUGGCUCUGCAACCUUUUGAAUUAGCAAAUAUAUUAUGCCACAGUUAAGGUACAAGCAGAACAAUACCAAUAGAUGAAUUUUAAGAGUUGUCCUAGAAUGAUUUCUUUCACAUUAAGUCUGGAUGCAAACUGUGCACCCCUUAGGUUCCUGCUGUAGUUUUGUACGACUUGGCAGACUUAAAGUAAAUUGAGUUUAAAUUCAAAGCCGGUUGAUGCGGAAGGAACUUUUUUAGCAUGUGUUAAAUUGUGCUUUAAAAGACAUAUAAAGAAUUGGGAAACAUUUCAAGAGACGAUCAUAGCCUGUAUAAAUACCAGAUCAGAACAUACGGAUUUACCAUAAAGUUCUGUCUUCAACACCCAUUCUAAAGGGCUACUGUCCCAAAUCCUGUGUGUCCUUUCAACUUGUCUGAUCACCCAAUGGAAGUGGAUACUUGUAAAGUCUACACCACUGUACUUGGCGUUAAAUCUUGCUGAAUUCGUGGUAAGGUGUUAUCAUUUCUACAUUUUGUAGAAUGAUUUUGGUCUGCAGCAAAAUUCGAUUUCACUUCUCACACCCCUUUCCUUCCAUUUGAAAUGCAGUUUAGACAGAGGCCCUGUGGUGAAAGUUGCAAUAUUAAGUUUACCUUUAGAAGAUCCCUUCUCAAACUCGGAACCCUAGCAGUGUUACCUUAAACAAAAAUGAGCUCGAGAAAAAAGUAGCUCAGUUACAGAGAAGCAAAUCGAGUUAUUUCCCACAUAAAAAGUUUCCCAGAUUCUAAGAAUUGCAGUAUCCUGUACCCUAAAGUUUUUCCAGGUGACUCCUUUUGUUGUCUGUUGAUAACUUUAAUAAAGGUCAUUUAAGGACAUAAGUUUUUAAAGACUCCCAAAGUGAGACUUAACCAUUUUCGGGAUUAUCGAUUGCAUAAAUCAGUUUAUGUUGUGUGCUGAAUUACUAUGCCAUGUGCUAUUUUAGUGUUUGGGGAAAAUGAAAAAUAAAAUUUGUUCUUUAGCUUAAUAAAUAUGUCUUAUUUUA